Messenger RNA from Cinara cedri, 9376 nucleotides. Lineage: Eukaryota; Metazoa; Arthropoda; Insecta; Hemiptera; Aphididae. The record is from the annotation of a GenBank genome assembly.
UGUGCGUGAGUGCGUACGGAACGCGUCUCGAAAAAAAUAGUUCGGCUCUUUAGUCUUUGCUAAAUCGCUAUUGCCACUCGUCAGUGAAGAUGAGAACAUAUUCUUAACGACACGUCGAUCGGAUCCACCUGCGAAUUGUUAGUUUGAAAAUUAAUACUUUAAUCCUUAAAUACAAUUAGUGCUGUCAUCCCAAGGCGUACCUUGUACUUUAUAUUAAUUAUUCGAAAGUUGUGCCGUACAUCUAGCCGUUAAAGUUUCAUCAUUACUAGUGGUGGACAAUCGUGGACUGUGAUUUAAAAGAAUAAUUGAAUCCCAUCUGAUACGGUCAUACAUAAUAUAUUUAUACAUAUUACACCUGCUGGGGUGUAAAAUCCGGCAACGUCGCGCACGCAUUGUGGUUGGGAGCAUGACAAAUGCGUGUACUACACUGUUACAGCGUUGCCGUGAUUUGAUCCAGAACGUAUCCGAACAGCCGCCACCGAACGCCGUUGGAUUCUAAUAAUCUAAUCAAUGAUCCGCGUUUUCCUUUCUCUCAACUUCUUAACAACAAUAACAACAAUAUUAAUAAUAUUAAAAAACUAUUGGUGUAUUGAAACUUUAUUACUUAAAUAAUUUUUUAGUUCGUUUUGCUCGUUCCGUUUGUCAACAUUUUCGUAUAAUGGAGGUAGACGAGUUCGAUUCUGGUCGUUCUUCGUCGACUAUUUCGUCGAUAAACAGUCUGUUCUCUUUCACCAGCCCGGCCGUUAAGAAACUGUUGGGCUGGAAACAAGGUGAUGAGGAAGAGAAAUGGGCAGAGAAGGCUGUUGACGCGCUUGUAAAGAAAUUAAAAAAAACCAAAGGUGCCAUCGAAGAAUUGGAAAGAGCGCUAAGUUGUCCAGGACAGCCAAGCAAGUGUGUUACUAUACCGAGAAGUCUAGAUGGCCGGUUGCAGGUACAUUUUAAUAAUAUUAACCAACCAUCUUAAAUUAUUUAUUAAGUAACUUAUAAAUAAUGUUUUAUUUGUAUAGGUGUCUCACCGUAAAAGCUUACCACACGUCAUAUACUGCCGUGUAUGGCGAUGGCCUGAUCUUCAAACCCAUCAUGAGCUUAAACCACUUGAUCAUUGUCAGUUUCCGUUUUCUACCCAAAACAAACAAAAAGAUGUUUGUAUUAACCCAUAUCAUUAUAAACGUGUUGAAAGUCCAGGUAAGCCUAACUUAUUUAUUUAACAUUCAUUCUUCUUUAAUAUUAUUUUACCGACAUUUGUAUUAUUAAUACAAGUUGAAUACAUUUUUGAUACUAACUCCAAUAUGUUAUUUACUAGCUACUAAUCAACUAGUGUUUUUUAUAACCAAUUUUGUAAUUCACAAUACUAUCAAUGUAUUUUGUUUUGAUUAGAAAUAUUGUUUAUUGUUUGUUAUAUUAUGUUAAAUAGGUAGUUAAAUUAAUUAAACACUUAAAAUAACUAUGUUAUUUACAAUUAAAAACAAUAAACCUAUUAGUUAAUGCAACUAACCUACUAUUUUUGACAUCCCUAUUAUUAGUAUGAUUGUUUCCAGAUUUUAUUCCAUUAUCACCAAAUAUUGUAAAUAUUUCAUAGUAUAUUAGAACUUAAUAGACAAUCAUAAAAUAUCAUUGCAUAGUAUUAGGUACCUGUACACAAGCAAUUAUUUUUAACUGUUAUGGUCUUUCGUAUUCUAGAAUUGUCACUUUGGAACGAUAGUUAAUGGAUGCAUUUAAAAAUCCUGAUGUAUGGUAUCAAAACUGUACAAAAAUCUGUCACAAAAUCAUCCAUUAUCAGGCAUUCCAAAAAUGUUGUUAUAAAAUCCUCUUGGAAUUUUAGUUACACGGUACAUAUCCGGUUUGAUGUAAUCUGACAGUUAUUAUACCAAUGACCAGCGACUGAUCUUUGUACAGUUUCUCCUUUGUCCACUAAGAAGACAGUAACGUUGUGUAGUGGGAAAUGACAGAUCAGAACUGUGACAUUCCAAAACUGACAAAUAAAAACAUUGGUUAUGGAUCGUGGUUCAAAACUAUCAAAAAAACUCUUUGUGCAUGACCUAUGAUUAUAAUUUUUAUAAAAUAAUAAUCAAACGUAUAUGAAAACGAUGUAGGAGUGUUUUAACGGUAAAUUAAUAAUACCAUAGUGUGUUUGUCGAAUAAGUAUCUGAUAAUGACUUGAAAAAUAAUUUAAUCGAAAAAAGUGUUUGUAAUAUGGAACGAUAACGAGUUUGUGUAUAAAAUAAACAAUUUUAAAUGAAAAAAGCAAAAUUAAGUGGCGUUAAAGAGGUUCAAGAUGCGGACAGGUACACUUUAGAAUACCUACUGGCAUAAUAUUGAUAAAUUGUAGAAUUAUUGUCGCCGAUAUGAAUUUUGUUAUUUUAUAAUUAAUAAUUAUAAUAUUAUAUAAUUAAUAUUANUAUGUUAUAGGCAUAGUUUUACAAUGUUUUAAAACAAAAUAUUAUACACUAGAUAUCAUAUUAAAUAAAUAACUAUAGUUUGUCGAUAAAUGUUUGAUAUAGUAGAUGACAUAUUGGAUAAAUGCUACAAUUUUAUACAGAAAUAUAAAAAUUAUAAUUUUCAAUACUUACUCUAAAUAUCAACUGUAUGUAUAUUAAAGUACAAUUCUGUAACUGCAAUAACACACUUAGGAUUAAUCUUAACAGUAAAUUGCAGUACUCAAUAGGUAGAAAUUAUAGGAUAUUUAAUGUUGUAUUAUUGUAGCUACAGGAUUAUAUCAAUAUAUACAGGUUGAUUCAAAAUUUAUGUUACAGCAAUUUUGUCAUGUAAAUAUUCAAAAAACAGAAAUUAUAUAAUACAAACAUUUUUUUGAUUUAUAAACAUCUGUUGUAAUUUCUAAUUUUUUUUUUUUUAUUGUCUUUUUGGAAGGAUUUUGAGGAUCAACUUUUGAAAUUCAAAUGAUAAUAUAUUUAAAAUUGGAUAAAUAGAUGAAACGUUAGUUCAAAUAAAUUUCAAAAAAUAAUUUUAAUGUUUAUAAAUCAAAAAAGUGUUUUAUUAUACAUUUUUCUUUAUUUUGAAUAUUUACUUAUAUUAAUACUUUUAUAAAAAUAUGGUUGUAAAAUAAAUUUUGAAUUAUCAUUUAAGUAAUUGAAUCAUAAUCUAUGAUCUUAUAUCAGUUUAUUCAUUGUUUAAUUUUAAAAUGUGAUAUGCAAGUAAUACUUCUUAUAUUUUAUUAUUCUUUUGAAAUUUGAAAUUUUAUUUAAGUUGUUAAAUUGUUUAUUUUGUCCAUUCAAAUAAAUUAAGAUUAAAAUAGUGUAAUAUAGUGUUCUUGAAUAUACCUAAAUUUAAAUUAAUUAUAGUUUAAUUAGAAAUUAUGGUAUAUUUGUCUUUAAAUAAUUAUAUUCAUUUAUAGAUAUUAUGUUAAACUAUUAGUUAUUUUUCAGUCUUACCUCCAGUAUUGGUACCUAGACAAAGUCAACUACCACCUAUGAUGUUUCGUCAAGGUCAAAUGCCAGAAAAUCUUCAAUACAACAAUUAUAACCAAGGACCUAAUUCUCCAUCAUCAAGUUCUCCACCGAGCAGCCCUUUUCAGAGUAGUUCAAUAUCAGGUACAUCUCAUAUUUUAUCAAAAAUAAGUAAUAGAUACUUACUUCUUAAAAUAUUGUUUUAGAAUUGGGAAGUUCACCUGGUCUUGAUGAAAAAGCUAUGAGUCCUGCAUCUGGUACACAAGUCUUGUAUCAGGUAUAAAACAACAAAGUGUAAAACAUUUUUGUAAUAUACUUAUGAAUUAUAUGUAUUUAGGAACAAGCUAGUUGGGCAAGUAUAGCAUAUUAUGAAUUGAAUAGCAGAGUUGGAGAAUUAUUUCAUUGUCAAUCUCCUGUUGUAGUUGUAGAUGGUUUUACACAUCCAAGCAAUAAUUUGAACCGAUUUUGCCUUGGACAACUGUCCAAUGUUAAUCGAAAUCAAACAAUUGAAAACACAAGACGACAUAUUGGAAGAGGUAAUUAUUUACUACACAAUAAAACACUAUUUUGAUUUUAUUUAUUUUAUAAUAUAAAACAGAAAUUGAAAAUUUAUUUCAUAAAUUACUUUUUUACAUAGUAAUAUAUAAUUAAUAGUUGAUGCUCUCCCCUCUAGGUGUUUUCUUCAUUUAUUAAUUUUUAGUCUAGAUAUAUUAUAAUAAAUUAUGAUAUUUAAUUUACUCUAGCUUUCACUUGUAACUUGUAAUUGACUUGCAUAAAUAUGUAUAAACUCUUUUUAAUGAAAUACUUUAUGUUACGUAAAAAUUUCUUUUGGUUUUAUAACCCAUAAAUUAGUAUUUGUCUCUUUCUCCAUUGCGAAAACUCUUUACAACAAAAAAAAAAUCUUUUGGUUCCUUAGGUUCAUUGUAAAGAGUUUUCACAGGUAUACAUAGAGUUAUACACAGGUAUAUAUAUAUGUGGGAUUUUUUAAACAUGUUCACCCUAUUUUUAUGGUUAAUUAAUGCAUUUAUUCAAAUUCUGAUUUUUUGAAUUUUUAUAUACCUAGAUUUUUUGCAACAUUUAAGGAGUAGUCUGUGGCAAUAUUAACUUUGGUUUUUUUGAAUGAAAACCUGCAUGUUUUAAUGAAAAGUAAGAAUUUGAUGGUUUCUCUCAAAAUGUUGACCAUUUUUAAUUGAAAUUCGAACAAAAAAUGUCUGAAUUAUUUUACUUUCUAAAUUGAGAAUUUAAAAUAUACCAUUAAUCUAGUAUUCACCAUCCUUUAAGGAUGUAAUACAGGAGGGAAAUAGUCUAUAUGUUAUUUCUGGUCUAGAACUACAUCUAUACAAAGUUUCAGUUUAAUUCGUUCAGUAGUUUCGACAUAAAAGAGUAACAUACGUCCUCACAAACUUUCACAUUUAUAAUAUUAGUAGGAUUAAUCGAUUAUAUUAUGAUUAUUUAUUUACGUUUAUUACAAAAUAUUUUACUUAUUUUUCUUUAUUACAAAAUCGAGACUAAAACCAUGUGUAAUACCAUAAGCCUGUAAUAAUAAUAAUAUUGAUCUGUUAAAUCCACAAAUAAGUGCAAAAUGACUGAACAAUGUAAUAACUAAUAAUGUACAAUAUGUAAGUACUAGCUAAUAGGACAUUUAAAUAUUUAAUGGAAAAAAACCAGAUAAAGUAAUAAGGUUUCAAUAAAAACUCGUUUAUAUGUUCAAGUUUAAAAUGGUUUGAGGUUCUUAAAGUGUAUACAGGAUAAAAAUAAAUUUUAAUUUUCAACCGUUAUAAUGCCAUUAUAUUAAAUUACUAAUUAACAGUAAUCUAUUGGUCAUGAAUUUAACUAUAAUAAUUAUUAUUAUAAGAGGACAAAUAAAAUUGAAUGACAACCCCCCCUCCCUCAAAAAAUUCUUGGGUCUGUCCUAUUCAUCCACACAUAACUUGUUAUUUUUAUUUUUUAUAUAUAUAAUAUGUUUAAUAACUAAUAAGUCCCUUGCCUUAAGUUCUACCAAAAAGUCACAAUUGUUAAAGUAUGAUGAGUAUUUAUUGAUGUAAUACCUGUGAAGCAAACAGAUAAGACAAAUUGUGAGGCUUUGCACCUACAUAGCAAAACUAUGACACACCUGCAAUGUAAAUUGUGGUGUUUAGGUUGAUACAAGAGUUAAAACAAAAAUAACAAAAUUUAAAAAGAAGAAUAUUUACAUGAGCUGUAUCUAAAUAUUUUCUAAAAAAUUGUCUUUAAAAAAAAAAAAAGUCAGACAUACUUUGCACCAUGAGUGGGUCAUUGAUAUAGGUGAAAAAUUGGAAAGGUAGGAUAUAGAAAGGAAAUUAAUAUUUAUCUGUACGCAACAAUUAAUCACUGUCUUGCUGAUAUAGCCUUAUUAAUGUUCUGUAUUAUUACUUGUUUUCUGUUUUGUCAUACGAAUAAAUAAAUCAUUGCUAAUGAAAAAUGAUUCUGAACAGCGUUCGAUUAUUCAUGUUUUGAAAAACAGUAAUGUUUACAGUUUUUGUCAAAAAUUCUUAUUAAAAAAUAAUUCUACAUUACACUUUCUUUCUUUUUUGAUACUUUAAUCAAGCUUCAGUUAAAUUUUCAAGCAUUUCUGUUUGGUCUAACAAUUUUAUCCGUACAGUACCUACUGAAUUAAAAUGUUGUAAAAAGACUCAGAUUCAAAUAUAUAAAUAGCUCAAAAUUGAUUAAAUUAAAUAUUUUGAAAAUUUGUUCACGUCUAAAAAAGCCAAAAAUAGUUUUCAGUCAAAAUAUCAAGUUUCUAUGAAUAUUUUUAACUAAAUUGUAACAAAAAAUUAAAAAUUAUUAAUUACGUAAAUUUUUUCAUUUUUCGUAUGUUUUUCAAAAUCUACAUUUAUUUUAAAAUCGCUUAAAAAAUCAAAAAGUGACUUCCCUAAAUUACUACUUUAAUAAAAUUGUGUUCAUAGUAGAAUGGCUUUUAAAAAGUGUGAACAACUGUUGGUGGUGUAUUUUUAAGAUAAUUUUUUUGAUUGUCCGUGUAGUUUUCCUAUUAUUUGGUCAAAAAAUAUAGAAAACUGACAUUUUCACAGAAUACUUAUAUUAUCUAGCUAAGUAAAAUUUUCAAACAAUUCUGGUGACUUGAUUUUUUUAACCAACGCAUCAUUGAGUAGAUUUUUUUUUAUUUUUAUAAGUUAUAGUUUAAAUUAAAACUUAUGGAAUUUCAAAACAUGUAUAACUUAAUUUUGCUUAGUCAUUUUGGUUAGCAAUGGUAUAGUGUUACACACAGGUAUAAAUAACUGUUUGUAUCUUUUUCUUUAAAACUUUUCACCAUCAGCACUAGAGAAUCAACUCUUUUUUCCUCUAUUACUUGGUAUUGUUGGAUAUUUUAAGGAAUAAUUUUUAUUUGUAGAUUAACUUGGCAGAACUAAGGAUUGAGUAACAAAUAGCAAACGCUUAAAUAUAUAUUUAAUGGGGUUUUUUUCUUGGCUGUUGUUUUUCUUAUUGUGGUUAAUUAUUUAAAUGUUUGGCAUUCAUUUUGGUUUACAUAUCUAAAAUAUACAUCAUCUUAUUAUAAAAAAUGACUUAAGAUUAAUUUUAAUAAGUUAAAGAAGUAGGGGUGGCAUUAACAUAAUAUGGUAAGAGACCAUUAAUUCUUGUUCUUAAAAAUUUAAUUUUUGUCUGCAUGAAUAAUUAUUGAAUUAAAAUAAAUACAGAUACAUUUAUUACUAUUUGGUAUACUUGAAAUAAUUUAUUAUAAUUAAUUUGUAUUUACAAUACUAGUUUCCAUUUUCUUCAAAUGAUGUGUAUGAUGCGUUUAUACUAAACGUGUACAUUAUUUUUUAGUAUACUAAAAAUAAUUUUAUACAUUUGAAUUUAUCUACAUUGUACUUUUAGUUAAUAAAUGAAUUAUAAUUAAAAUAUACACAAUAUUACACAUGACAUACAUGUAUACCUCAUACAUUACAAAACUAUUAGUUAUUAAGAAAGCAUCUGGAUGUGUUGUCUCUGUCUUACCACCACAUAACAUAGCAAAUUUCCGUUCGGCAGGGACAACUCUGUACUAUUAUUUUUAAUAUUAGAGUGAAUUGACUUAUCUAAGUGUCAAAUUUAAAGAUAAAAACAUUAACUGUUUAACAAAUUGCUAAGCAAGAUAUGAGUGUAAAUAUCACAAUUUAAAAAUAUUUACAUCUCACUUAAAAAUAAAAAUUGCGAGAAAAAAAUUGACGACAGCACAGAGUUGUCUUUGUUGAACUAAAAUUUACUGUUGUGUAAUGUUGUAAGACAGAGAUAGUACAUGCGGGUAUAACAUCCUCUAACAGUAUAAAAUGCAAGAAAAUAGUUUAAAAAUAAAUACUUAAAUUUAAAUUAAGUAAUGUUAAAUAAAUCAUACAUAAGUUAUUCAUUAUACAAUGUUUAUUAUUAAUAAUAUUAUUAUUUAAUUUAGGCAUUCAAUUGCAUUACAUUGGUGGAGAAGUAUAUGCAGAAUGUUUAUCAGACUCUGCUGUGUUCGUACAGUCACGUAACUGCAACCACCAUCACAAUUUCCAUCCAUUAACUGUAUGUAAAAUACCUGCUGGAUGUUCUUUACGAAUCUUCAAUAACCAACAAUUUGCAACUUUACUCACAGAAUCUGUAAAUUCUGGUUAUGAAGCAGUAUUUGAGCUUACUAAAAUGUGCACAAUUAGGUGAAUUUUACUUAUUAUAAUUUGGUAUUUAUGUGACAAAAUAUGUAUAUUUAUAAAUUUUGUCUAUUUAGGAUGUCAUUUGUGAAAGGCUGGGGGGCUGAGUAUCACCGCCAAGAUGUUACAAGUACUCCAUGUUGGAUAGAAAUCCAUUUAAAUGGACCACUACAAUGGUUAGACAAAGUUUUAUGUGCCAUGGGAUCCCCUCGCAAUGCUAUAUCGUCAGUUUCAUAAACCAAAAUGCUUAUUACAUUUAUUUUUCUAGUAUGAAGGUAACAUUUAAUUCUUUCUGUAAACUAAAAUGUUAUCAACACGAAUUAGAUGUAUAAGUUGUACACAUUAGUAAAAUAAUUUUAAUACAAAAUAUCAUUAUUAUAGUAUUUUAUAAAAAAAUAAACUUACAUUUUUAAUUUUUGUAAUUCAAUGGUUGUUUUAUUUUGCUAUAAUGUAUGUUUUUGGUGCUCGCUAUUCUUAUUAUUUUAUUUAUUGUUUUUUAUUUUAAAUUAUGUUUAAAGUUUUGAAGCUUUUAACAAAAAUAAAAAAUAUAUAUCUUCAUUACUUAACAGAUUAUAAUAAUAUUUUCUAAUAAAAUUAUAAAUGACAAAUGUUCAGUAAUGAUGUAUGACAUUAACUGUGAACAAAUUGUGUAAUCACAAUGUUUUUAUAAGCUCUCUUAAUAAAUUAUAUUUCAUAUAAAUUUUUUUUUGGACAACCAGAUUAUAAUCUCAUUAAUAAUUUAAUUUAUAUCAAUAUAAGUUGUAAUUAUUCAUUACAAUUUUUAAUUAUUUUGUAAUUUGUCUUAAGCUUCUGUAAGACAGUAUUAUCAAAUUAUUACAUAUUCUGUAUUUGUUGUAAAUUAUGACUAAUUACAUUUGAGUUAAUUUAUUAUUAUAAUGAUAAAACAAGUAUAUUAUGUUAUUUACAGUAGUCAAAUAUAUGAUGUACAGGUUAUUUUGCUUUUUUAUAUGAGAAGUUAUCGGUGACAGUGGUAUUGCUUAGUCUCGAUCACUUCAUAAAUUAGAAUAUAGUAGUUUAAAUCAGUAAAAAUAAUAUAUUUAAAAUUGUUUAUAAUAAAAUUGCAAUAUAAAAAUGUUUUAUGAGCUUAUAUUUAUAUUGUUGAAUUUAUUAAAGUAAGUUUUCAACCAAUGUUCCAAUAAUGUAACAUUUUUGUUUGGUUUAUUAUUAUAAUAAUUAUAAUUUUUUUUUUAGUUACAUACAAUUUUCCUAAAAAAUUCAGUUUAUUGUCUUUAUAUUAUAUUUUAUUAUAUUGAUCUUAUUUAAUUAAUAUUUUGAAUGUAAAUUAUAGUAUAUUUUGAACAAAUAAAUAUAUAC